Molecule: messenger RNA, 1649 nt
Organism: Ostrea edulis (European flat oyster)
Lineage: Eukaryota; Metazoa; Mollusca; Bivalvia; Ostreida; Ostreidae
Product: excitatory amino acid transporter-like
Exons: 10
Coding region: 1-1494 (497 amino acids)
Biological process (GO): L-glutamate transmembrane transport
Cellular component (GO): plasma membrane
Molecular function (GO): glutamate:sodium symporter activity; L-glutamate transmembrane transporter activity; neutral L-amino acid transmembrane transporter activity
Source: RefSeq, a predicted model, not a curated record
AUGGAGAGCGAAGGGGAAAACCGUGGCUGCUGUUUUGUGAGAAAGUUUCGAAAUUCCCUCAGACGCCAUCUUUUAUUCAUUCUAACCUUAUCAGCAGUCAUCGUUGGAUUUUCCUUGGGAUUCGUUGUACGUGAAGUAGAACCUUCUUCGGACACAAUACAAUGGCUAGGUAUGCCUGGAGAACUAUUUAUGCGGCUGCUGAAAAUGAUGAUAAUACCUCUUUUGGUUUGCAGUGUGAUACACAGCACGGCUUCUCUUGAUCCAAAGUCUAAUGGUAAAAUCAGCGUUAUAGCCUUCACGUACAUCCUUCUAACAAACAUACUGGGCUGUGUUAUAGCUGUAGCACUGUUUUACGUCAUCAAACCAGGCAGUGAAAGUCCCCUCAUUAAAGGAAAACCAGAUGUAUAUGAAGCAAAUCCCCAGGACAUAUUUGCAGAUUUACUGAGAAACAUCAUACCUGACAAUAUUGUUGAGGCCUCUUUUCGCCAAUCGCAGACAAAAUAUUCGUAUGAAUCAUUAGAGCAGCAGUUAUCAGAAAAUUCUACUUUCUUGAAUGCGUCAACCAAUCAAAAUCAAUCAACAAUCCAUGUGGUUGGGAAGCUUGUAAAAUCAGUUGGCAAGAUAGAUGGUUCUAAUAUUCUAGGACUUAUAGCAGCCUGUAUGUUUCUCGGGACGGCCGCGGGUAAGCUUGGAAAGAAAGCUAAAACGUUUCUUGACUUCUUCGCUGUGAGCACGGAAGUGGUCUUACAAGUCCUUCGCUGGUUUAUCUGGUUGACCCCACUCGGGAUCGCUAGUCUCAUCGCAGCCUCAAUAGCAGGUACUCGUGACAUCAGCGGUACAUUUGCUAGCCUAGGUCUCUUUGUCGCCACGGUUACUAUCGGAAUCGUCCUUCAUCAGGCGAUAUUUCUACCUCUCAUCUUAUUUCUAACCACCAGAAGGAAUCCAUAUACAUACUUUAUUAGUAUAGGUCGGGCGUGGUUGAUAGCAUUUGCUGCUACUAGCACAGCCGUUGCUAUUCCUGAGAUGCUCAAUGCUUGUGAAAAUAAAAACAAAGUUAAUAAGAGGGUUAGUCGCUUCGUCAUUCCCUUUUGCGUUACAUUAAACGCUGAUGGCAGCGCCCUCUUUAUCACAGCAGCUGCCAUGUUCAUAGCCAACAUCACCGGCCAAUCAUUGACAUUUGGGGAUGUGGUCGUUAUUGGUUUACUGACGGCUAUAGCCAUCCUAGCCCUCCCGUCCGUACCUAGCUCCAGUAUAGUAACUCUCAUCAUGAUAUUGUCCUCGCUGAAGAUUCCCGUGGAAGCCGUGUCGCUGUUAUUCGCUGUGGAGUGGUUUUUGGAUCGCAUCAGAACCAUGUCAAAUCUUUUGAGUCACACAUUGUGCGCAGCUGUAACUUAUCACUUCUGUCCAAAGAACUUUCAGACAGAAGAGGAUCCCGAGCAGUUGCAACAGGAAGUGGAAAUCGUCGUGUAUUCUCCGCACUCGUAUAAUUCUUGAUUUACCUGACAUUGGAAUGAGAUUUCUACCAAAAUGUUAAUUUCUAGUUGUGUAGAAAAUGCGCCUGCGCCUUUAUUGCAAGUUGUGACGUCAUGUCUUGUUGCAUGGAAGGAAAUUUCUGGUGAUGGUUGAUUGAUUAAAUAUUGUUUAACGUC